Messenger RNA from Penicillium cinerascens, 1134 nucleotides. RefSeq lists its product as uncharacterized. The transcript has 3 exons. Lineage: Eukaryota; Fungi; Ascomycota; Eurotiomycetes; Eurotiales; Aspergillaceae. Gene Ontology annotation, biological process: lipid metabolic process. The record is from RefSeq and is a predicted model, not a curated record. Gene Ontology annotation, molecular function: phosphoric diester hydrolase activity. The coding region runs from base 1 to 1134 and encodes 377 amino acids.
AUGAGGGCCUUCAGUUUGCUGGUUCUGUUGCCCGUGGCGCUUGCCAACCCUCUGAAUGUGCGCUCGACAGCUUGCAACAAUUCCCCUGACUUAUGCUCCAAGUCCUACGGCGAGAUCACCCACCUCGGUGCCCACGACAGUCCCUUUGUGCGCGACUCCACCACUAGCGACUCCGUCGCAGGCGACCAAUACUACGAUACCCCUACACAACUAGAUGCCGGCGUCCGGCUGGUCACAGGCCAAGUACACCAGAGCAACUCGCAAUGGCACCUAUGCCACACAAGCUGCGACCUGCUAGACGCAGGUCUAUUGAGCUCCUGGCUAGGAGACAUCAAGACCUGGCUGGACGACAAUCCCAAUGAAGUCGUCACAGUACUCCUAGUCAACUCAGACAGCGCAUCUGCCUCAGACCUAAACACCGAGUUCGAGACAGCUAACAUAACUUCCUACGCCUACGAGCCUACCUCACUCGAUUCUGCCCCAACCUCCUGGCCAACCCUCCAAACAAUGAUCAAUGACGGCAAGCGCCUCGUCGUCUUCAUCGCCUCCCUCACGACCAGCUCCAGCUACCCAUAUCUCAUGGAUGAAUUCACUUUCGUCUGGGAGAAUCCAUAUAACGUAAUCUCGCCCUCGAACUUCUCCUGCGUCCCCCAGCGUCCCUCGUCCGUCUCCGGCUCCGCCUCGACAGCUCUCUCCUCCAACCGUCUCCCGCUGAUGAACCACUUCCUGUACUCGAGCGAUCUUUCUUCCCUCGGAAUCGAGUACCCGAACGCUAGCUACGUGUCCACCACCAACGCCCCGUCCGGCGGGGUGGGUAACCUCGGCAGCACGGCGACCAAGUGCAAGUCCGCGUGGGACGGGCGUCAGCCGACAUUCAUCCUGGUGGAUUUCUUCAACCGGGGCCCUGCGAUUGAAACAGUCGAUAACUUGAAUAAUGUUACCAAUGCCGUUGGCCGUACAUCGCUCACCACCUCCGCCGCAGAGUCGAGCGACGGGUCCACGAUCAGCAACGUGUUCAAGGACUUGGUUGGACUGGCUGAGGCGGCGGCGGCGGGUUCUACGCCAACCAUGGGCAACUGGAUCUGGGUUGGUGGGAACUGGGGCAGUGUGCUUGGAGGAGGAAUCUCCCUCUAA